Molecule: messenger RNA, 1260 nt
Organism: Quercus robur (English oak)
Lineage: Eukaryota; Viridiplantae; Streptophyta; Magnoliopsida; Fagales; Fagaceae
Product: ammonium transporter 2 member 5-like
Exons: 4
Coding region: 1-1260 (419 amino acids)
Biological process (GO): ammonium transmembrane transport
Cellular component (GO): plasma membrane
Molecular function (GO): ammonium channel activity
Source: RefSeq, a predicted model, not a curated record
AUGAAUAACACUACCUUUGCCAUCCCUCCUAACCUUGAACCAGAUCAAGCUAGCCCGGCAUGGAUGAGCAAAGGUGACAAUGCAUGGCAGCUCACCGCCGCGACACUAGUGGGCCUACAAAGUGUUCCGGGGCUCAUAAUCCUAUAUGGUGGCGCGGUGAAGAAGAAAUGGGCAGUGAACUCAGCUUUCAUGGCACUCUAUGCUUUUGCUUGUGUUCUUGUUUGUUGGGUUUUAUGGGGCUAUAGGAUGUCUUUUGGGGAUGAACUGCUUGUUCCAUUUUUGGGAACUCCCAACUUUGCACUAGACGAAAAUUUUCUUUUCAAGAAGGCAUUUUCCGGAAAUUUUCCUAAUGCCACAAUGGUGUAUUUCCAAUUUGUCAUUGCGGCAAUCACUUUGAUUUUGAUUGCAGGGGCCUUGUUGGGACGUAUGAACUUCUAUGCAUGGAUGCUUUUUGUGCCUUUAUGGUUGACCUCUUCAUACACUAUUGGAGCGUUCACUAUAUGGAGUAAUAAUGGGUUUCUCUACAAGUUAGGAAUCAUAGAUUAUUCUGGUGGAUUUGUGAUCCAUUUGUCCUCAGGAGUUGCUGGCUUUACAGCAGCAUAUUGGGUUGGUCCUCGUCUAUCCAAAGAUAGGGAACGGUUCCCUCCAAACAACAUCCUUCUCAUGUUAACUGGGGCAGGAUUUUUGUGGAUGGGUUGGACAGGGUUCAAUGGAGGUGACCCGUAUUCAGUAAAUGUUGAUGCUUCCUUGGCCGUGUUGAAUACGCAUGUCUGCACCGCUACAAGCUUGCUUGCUUGGGUGAUGUUAGAUGUCUACUUUUUUGGGAAGGCUUCCAUUAUUGGGACGAUUCAAGGCAUGAUCACUGUCUUGGUUUGCAUCACCCCAGCAGCCGGCCGGAUGGGCAGCAAUAAUAAUGGGGUUUGCUCAGGCUCAAUUCCUUGGUUCACUAUGAGGAUCAUCCACAAGAAAUCCAAGCUCCUUCAAAUGGUUGAUGAUACAAUGGCAGUUUUGCACACCCAUGCAAUUGCUGGCUGUCUCGGGGGAAUCCUAACCGGCCUUUUUGCAGAGCCUAAAUUAAACAAUUUAAUGUCCAUUGAAGAUAUGGAAAUUGGUGAUGGAGCGACUCACAACGAAGAAGCUUAUGCUAUUUGGGGUCAAGGUGAAAAACUUGGUAAAUUGAGACAUGAAGCUGCAAUCUACAAUGAUAUUGAAUCAUCAGUGACAAGAGGCAGGGCUAUUGGUCAAGUUGAAAUGACAUGA